Messenger RNA from Nematostella vectensis (starlet sea anemone), 6906 nucleotides. Its product is annotated as TOG array regulator of axonemal microtubules protein 1. Gene Ontology annotation, molecular function: microtubule binding. Lineage: Eukaryota; Metazoa; Cnidaria; Anthozoa; Actiniaria; Edwardsiidae. Gene Ontology annotation, biological process: microtubule cytoskeleton organization. The coding region runs from base 227 to 6181 and encodes 1984 amino acids. The record is from RefSeq and is a predicted model, not a curated record. The transcript has 21 exons. Gene Ontology annotation, cellular component: cytoplasmic microtubule; cilium.
CUUAGCCGUGUCGGCGGUGCAAAGUUUAUGGAAUUUUGACACAAACUCCAUAGUACCGUGCUAAACUUUGCAUUUUCCUCAUGAAUUACUGGUUACCAUCUUACCUGCAAGCCACGUUCAACUGUGUACCGCAUUUAGUAGACAUUGAAUCGUGGUUUGGCUCAUGAUGUUUUUUCGGUUUGUUGAUAAUUUGACCACAGUAAGAGCUAAGUUCCAAAAUGUUUAGAUGGCUAGCGGUGGUAGUGUUGCCAAGCUCAAACCGUUACCGUCUAUGAUUGCUCAGCCUGAUGAAGUCUAUUUACAAAAUAUGGAUGAGAAUGAAGUCCUCGCUGGGCUAGCUGAUAAGGCUAAUGGCACUCGACGAGCAGCUAUAAUCGAGGAGUUACGAGCCAGCGUUAGACGAAAUGGAGGACGUUUGUUGUUUGAAGAUCGCCAUGGUCUGUUUCAUGUUUUUCAGGGAGCCCUCUGCGAUAGCGACCCUAACGUUCGUCUGCGAUGCAUCGAAUUUAUCUCUGAUAUUAUCCCUGAGUUUGGCUCUGACUUGGACAAUUGUAUGUCUUUGGUUCUACCUCAACUUGUGUCGAACCUUGGAAAUCACAAUGUGACAGUAAAGAAAUCAUCCAUACAAACAUUACAUGUGUACAUGAAAAGCUCGAGUAACGUCGGUGCUGUAUUCAAUGCUAUUAUCGAACAUGGACUAGAAAGCGAAGAUAAAAGAACGAGGGCUGAGAGCGUUGUCGCUCUGCCUAUUUUAAUCACUCCAAAUCUCGCUCAUGAGGAUUUAUUUGUUUUAACGAAAGCGCUGGUCGCUCGCCUUGAAAGUUCCUCCCGACCCGAACCGAUGGUUCUUUCGUUAGACAGAAUUCGUAAUGUUGUGGGUCAAGACAGAUUUGACGAUUAUAUUCACCGUUUACCAAGUCAACAACAAAAGUUUUGCUUUGAUGCUGUGCAGCAAUAUGGGACUGCUAUUGAUAGAAGUAUAGAAAUGCCUGAGUUGAGAAAAGCAAAAAGUGCUGGCCACAUAAACUCAAAUGGUGUUAUUGAAUAUGAAGGGGACAAGAAUGGUGAACACAAAAACUUGGACAGGGGUCACACUAUAGCUGUAUCUAAGGGGUAUGCUACUAGAGAAAGCCUCCAUCUCAGCGAUGAAGGGGUAGAAUUUGGAUUUGUACCGAGAAAUGUGGUGACAAAAUUACGGGAUCAGAGUAAUUGGAGAAUUAGAGCACAGGGAAUUGAGGAGUUAAAAAUGGUUAUGAGCCACUUGACUGAUACCAGUACUCUUCUGCCACAUCUAGCAUCACUGUUUGGUCUCUUAUUGGACUUUCUGGAUGAUCUCAAUUUCAAAAUCACAGUAACUAGUCUUCAAAUUAUAGGGUUAUUGGUCGCCAAACUUGGUGUUGCUGUCGGACCUUUCCUAAAACCACUUGUUUGUGCACUUGCUAAUAAACUGGGUGACAACAAAAUUGUCAUACGUCAGGAGAACAUGAAGGUUUUGAUGCAGCUCAUGCAAAUACUGUCAGCCAAAUCUGUCUUGAAUGUAUUGACGUCUAGUCUACAGCACCCGAAAUCUAAAGUGCGGGAAGAGACACUUAAUGUUGUAAUAGGAGCCCUAUUGACGUUUCCAAGAUCUGAUUUUGACUUGCCAGAGCUCACAAAUGCCGUGGCUCCUGCCCUUGCUGAUAAUAAGAGGAAAGUAAGACAGGCAGCUUUGGAGGCUUUUGCUGUGAUUGCACAAGCAAUGGGUCCUGGGCACUUACAGCCAGUUGUAUCAGCUGUUGACUCAGUAGAGUUGACCCGGAGUGGGGAUGGUGUUAUGGCUGCCGUCCAGGCACGUCUGGCAAGGCGUCAACUUCCAAGACUAAACAGUGAUGGCUUAGUAGAGUAUGCUAUUCCAGUGCCAUCAUCUGGGACAGUAAGAGGGCAGAGUAAUGUUGUCAGGGGUGCAGAUAUUGAGUGGGUGUUGGCUGGUACAGGGGGUAGUGGGUCUGCUGAUAACCCAGGCUCUGCGAGAUCAACCCCAGGUCUCAAUGAUUCCAUGAAUAACUCGGGACCCAGUCCACGUAGAUACUUCAGUGCUGGAAAGAACAGGCUACCAUGGGAAGAAUAUAAAGAUUUGAAUCAGCUUGAUACAAAAGAACAAGUCCCUCCACCAGUCAGAAACUCAUGGGUGCCUGGAGAGAUUAGUGAGCGCCCCACCAAACGCAAACCCCCACAGGGUAUGGCAAGCCUUGGCAACACCCCAAACAGCGCCCCUAGCAGCACCUCCAAGCUAUCAGGGUCUGGUUAUGCUGACAAGUACCUGUCCCGUACUCUCCUUGCCAAUCAAAGCCCUGAAACACACAGUAAAGCAGAUACUUCCUAUGCUGAGUUAUACAAAUCUAAGAUUAAGAAAGAGAAGACCAAAUCAACUUAUGCCUCACCAAGCUCAGCAGGGUCUAGUGGCCUCUCUACACACCCUGGAGCUAGUACAGGGGCAGGAGGGAGCUAUGCCUUGCUCUACAAACGCGGGACAAUACAGUCGAAGGCUAAAGCUAGCAGCAGUGCUGAGCCAGCUAUCGGAGAUGGUUCCCCCAAGGAGUCCGUAGUGAGGGGUACACAGUCGGCCACACCUACAGGGAUGCCUAGUCAUGGAGGGUUUGUGCUGCCUGAUGAAGAGAUGCUCAAUAUGCAGAGGAAGAGCUUUGGAAAUGCCAUGUCCAAUUCUUGGCCCGACUGGACGGAUGUGCAUUCAACUGGUAGACCUUGGGGCAGGCUCUCUCCCGUCUUACAUGGGCCUGUUGCUGACCUUGAAUCCUUUGAGUAUGAUGGAGACGGCAAAAGACUUGCUUCAGAUCUUCACACCCCUGUCCCAGUCAAGCCUCAGCUAGCCCGGUCCGCUACCAAAACACGCCUCAAGAACCAAGAUAUUGUUGAUAACAUACUAGGGAUAGAUCAACUAGACGCAUCUCUCAGUAGGACCACACCCCUCGCCCCCGUCACAACUAGCAGUGGCGCCCCAGUGCCAGUCGCACAUCCUUCUACUGACCCCCUGAAGACAGUACAUAAGCAGGCUACUGCAAAGCGCGCCCUCAAAAUGUACCCAGGCGCGGUGGAUAGUGACGAGGGCGUUGUUCGCACACCCUCCCCCUCAGAAUUCUUGAAUGGAACAGGCUCCACCGAAGAGGCGUUCAAUGAGGUCGAGAGCUCCCCCUUCAACAACAAACCCCGCAUCGCUCGCACUCCAGUGCACUCCAGACGUCUAUCCUCAGACCAUGCCCAGAUCAAGCCCCCAACCUCUCCUCUCCCACCCGCACUAGACUCAGACGCCCUCGGUAUUACAGGCCACAGAAUUAUGUCCAAAGAUAUCAGCGGGAAAAACUCCGUGCUAGGGCCGACCCAAGGGUCUGGGCGGGCUAGUGAUGGUGGUACUUCGGGGCUGGGAAGCAGUGUGACGAGCGCUGAGGACCUCGGUGAGGUAUCCGUGGUUGGGCAGGCCAUGCUAAAGGGUGGAGCGGGCCAGGCAGACUUGCUAGAGGGGAAGAUAAGCGUGGAGAAGAAGCAGAACGGAAAGCUGGAGUAUGAACCCGAGGAAUCUGACGAAGAGAAUGAAGAAGAGGAUUCAGACGAGGAUGAUGAUGAUAAUGAUGAAGAUGAUGAUGAUGAUUCAGAUACCCAAAAGGAAGGUAGCGACGAAGAUGACGACGAGGGAGAGGAAGAGGAAGAGGCGGCUGUUCCAGUUGUAAAGGAAGAGAUUUUAGAACUUGAGGACCAGGAUAGUGAUAGCGAUGACGACGACGACGAUGAUGACGAUGAUGAUGACUGUAAAAAGAGCACACUUGAGCGUGACAUGACCCCAAGGACGAUGAGGAAGAGUUUGUCCAAGUCCACACGCGAGAGGAUGGAGCGCAAGCGACGGGAAGAGGAGGAGAGAGCCAAGGAACAGAUGCGAAUCGAGGAGAUCGAGCAAGAGAAGAGCAAGCAGCUGCAGCUACAGCAGAAGGAGGAGGAGGACAGGUUGAGGAAGAAGAUCAUGAAGGAGCAGCGGGAGCUCGAGAAGAUGUUGCAGAAGAAGGAGAAGGAGCGCCAGGUGGAGCGGCAGAAGCAGAAGCAGCUCCAGGAGCAGCUCCAGGAGCAGGAGAAGGCGCUGAGGGAGCGGCUGCAGAGGCAGCAGGAAGAGUUGGAAGAGAUCGAGAAGGUCAAGCAACUCGAGAAGGAACGAGAAAAGGAGCGUGCAAGGGAAAAGAUGCGCCAGAAGCAACUCCGGCUGCAGCGAGAAAGGGAGGAGGCGGAGCAUCAAGAAGCAGAGAGAAAGAAGGAAGAAGAAGCCAAGCAAAAGCUCAAGCAGAAGGAGGAUGCGCGCAAGAAGCUGGAGGAGGUGGAGAGGAGGAAAAGCCAGCAGCAAGCGGCCAAAGAAGCAGCAGAAAAAGAUUUAAGCGUGACCGGAUCCAGUACUCCCAUAAAGCCUGGCCGAGCUCAUCACAAGAAGCACAACACCUCUUCGGAACAAUCGGAACGGGACGCGGGUUACGCGGAGACGCAAGACACGUCGGACGCUCGUCGCCACAACAUCGCCUCCGCGUCGGCUGGCUCAUCGGCGGCGAUCUGGGAAGUGCCGGUCGACGACCUUAUGCCUUUUAACAAUCCCGAGUCAGCGCUCAAGGAUGCGCACAAGUGCCUCUCCAACACCGAGGAUUGGGAAGUGAAGUGUGAAGGUUUACAGUGCGUCCGUCGACUGGCCAAGCACCACCCGGAUACGCUGGUACCACAGCUGCAUACCUUGCUCCUAGCGGUCGGACCAGAGGCGAAGAACCUCCGUUCGCAAGUUAGUCGUGCUGCUAUAUGCUGUCUAACGGACAUGUUUGUCUGCCUGGGCCGAAAUAUGGACACAGAUCUGGAGUACACGUCCAAGAUCCUACUGACGAAGAGUGGUGAGACGAGCGGAUUCAUCAGAGACGAGGUGGAGAAGUGUCUACUAGCCAUGAUCUCUAACGUGACGGCCACGCGCGCCCUACUCGCUGUCACCUCUACGGGAUGCGGACACCGUAACGUGGCUAUUCGGAAGACCGCAGCUCAGUUCCUCAGCAUACUAGCGGAGCGCAUCGGUGCCAAUCGCCUGAUGAGCGGUGCCAAGGACGUCACCGAUCAUAUUUUACCCGCGGCUGCGCAAUUCGCUACGGAUGGCGGCUCCGAGACAAGGUAUUAUGGUCGUAAGAUCCUCUACGGCAUCUACGAUCAUCCGGAGUUCGACAAACUGCUGACCAAACACGUGCCUGCAAACCUACACCGGCAGAUACAUGACAUCGUCGAGACCCUUAGAACCAAGGGUUUGCCAAGUGACGUGUCGUCCGCGCGUCAUCGCAAGAACCCUGGAAGCGGUUCACACUCGCGAAGCAACAGCGGCACCGGACCCAAGGGCGGCAUUCGCGCCAGCACGAACGGCAGCUUGUUGUCGCCAGCGUCGUCAAGGGAGUCAUCUCGUGGACGGUCGGCACAUCAAGACACGCCUGUACAGGGUGAUGAACUCCUACCGGAAAUCGUCAAGCUACUUUCUUCCAAUGACUGGAAGGAGAGGGUACAAGGGCUGGACGUAUUUAUAGAACUGGCCGAGCGGAAUCCACACGGACUGGGCGCUAAGUUCACUAAGGCCUUUGAUGUUUUUAUACCUCGUCUGACUGACUCAAAUAGCAAGGUGAAUCUGUACGCACUUCAGUGCCUGCCCCGGAUCAUUCCCUCCUUAGCCGCGCAGUCGGGCGCACUUAUACCACCACUCGUGUCCGCUCUCACAUCAAACCUUGCAUCCAAACACUCUGGAAUCUUUAGCGCGGCCGAUGAGGGCCUCACUGCGCUCACCAAGCACCUGGACAAUGUAACGCUAGUGCAGCCAUUCUGUACGACUUCGCAGUACGGCAACAGUCGAGUUAAGCCCGUUAUGAUCGACAAGCUAUGCCUGAUCGUGACGAGCGUACACGCAAGAAAACCUCAGGUCGUUCAGCGCUAUGUUCUGCCUCUACUAUGGAGUCUACUGGGCGCGUCCAGCACCGGCAGCGCUGGGGCUGGCACUAGUGAGGUCAAGUCAUCUACAGUGCGGCUCGCUGAGACACUGUAUUCGUGUAUGGGACAAGGACUGCACGACCACGCCUCAACACAAGUGCCGAGAAUACAGGACCGCCUCAGGGAAAUAAUCAGCAAUGGGUCCUCAUAAUAGGGCGGCCGAUAGUGGGUACAGGCGGUAGGGUUAGCCCUCAUAAGACGCUUGGGAACUUUUCUUUGCUCUAUCUAUAGGUUGGUUCUCACCAGGACGCAAGCGCAAAGCUCGACAAUUCUCCGAUUCUCACUGGAACGCAAGCACAUGGGAACGCAACUGCUUGAUUUUUUUUCUACCGAUUCUUACUUGUGUUGUGCUUGCUUUUGCUUCCUAGUGAGAACCAGCCUUUAGAUACUUUCUGCUCGCUGCUUUAACUGGCCCUCCAUUUUAGCGGGCAGUGAAGAUAAAGCUCUGAGCAGAAAGGUGCAGCAGCUUGUUUAUUUUAUUUCCAGCGAUUUUGAUAUCGCACAUUUAACUCAUUCAAAACAGGCACAGGGCUCGUGGAUAUUUUUGCUUAUAUUUUUUGGCAAUCAGAGGCUAUUGUGUAGAGGUUUGACAAGUUUAGUGCUGGCAACAUCUGGUAGUCUAGACUCGGCAUUAUCACCAUAGUUAUAUCAACGCAAGUUUUAGCAACAAGUAUUUAUUAUGCGUCGUUAAUUAUAGGUUGUGGUACACGUUGUACUACUAGCCUACUUGUAAACUGCACAUAUUUUGUUUACAACAAUUUCCGGAUUUUUAGGAUUUGUAAAUAUAAAGUUAAUCAAGACGAACAAAGGAAACGAUUUCCAUUCAAUUAUAGACCGUGUUGACAUAUCGUGCAAAUAUAAAGUGUGGUGCCUUUA